CUUACUGUAUCCUUUUAGCUGCCGUUGAUAUCACAGUUACCAUAGAUACAGCUCAGUUACUAAACAUUAUUAAUAUCACUGUAUCUGUCUUUGCUUGGUUUACAGUGGGUGUUGGUGGGACAAAGUCUAAGCAAGAAGGCUAAAGGUAGAAAUGCAAUAUAGAUAGGAAAGGUGUGGCAGGAAAAGAAUAUUGCCUUUCAGAGUGAUAUAUAAGACCCCAGGACUUCUCCGUCCCUUACUCUCAGCUGCCAAACCACUCUGUGCCACUUCUUCAUCUAACUGAUCAGCACACUUAGCGAUGAUUAAACGCCAAAGCUAUCAAUCUUUCAGUGGCCAUUCAAGAGACACUGCAGGAUCCCCAAAGAAGAACUAUGCCUACAGUGUCAGCGGUGGGGCAGGGGGCCACGGGACCAAGGUCUCCCCGUUCCACCAUCCCUCACAUGUUGGCCCCAGCUUCGACAAACAUAUGUUUUCAGAGUUCAGUUCAGUUCAUCUUCCAGAGUUCACUUCUGGAACCCCUGGAAACCUGGCCAUCGGGAAUGAGAAGAUAACCAUGCAGCAUCUGAAUGACCGCCUGGCCAGCUACCUGGAGACUGUGAGGAAUCUGGAGAAGGCCAACAGCGUGCUGGAGAUCAAGAUCCGAGAGGCCGUCGAGAAGAGCGGCCCGUUGGAGGAGAAAGACUAUGGCAGGUACAACACCAUCAUCGCGGAGCUGAGAGCCAAGAUAUUUGACAUGAUCAAGGGCAACGCACAUCUUGCUAUCCAACUGGACAACGCAAGCCUGGCUUCAGACGACUUCAGAGCCAAGAUGGAGUAUGAGAUGUCCAUGCGUCAGGCAGUGGAUGCUGAUAUUGCUAGACUGAGGAAGGCUCUGGAUGACACCAACGUUAUUCGUCUGCACCUGGAGACUGACAUCGAGUCUCUGAGGGAAGAGUUGAUCAACCUGACAAAGAACCAUGAGACGGAUGUUGCUGAAUUGCGUGCCCAGAUCACCUAUGGCGUCCAUGUGGAUGUUGACGCCCCUAAAGGACAGGACCUGGCCAGGAUCAUGGAUGAGAUGAGGGCUAAGUAUGAGAAGAUAGCACUGAAGAACCAGGAGGAUCUCAAAGCAUGGCAUGAAUCUCAGAUCACAGAGGUGCAGGGGAAAGUGGCUGAGAAGACAACAGCCCUGAAGGAGGCCACAACUGUAAUAACUGAAAUUAGGAGGCGGCAUCAGGGACUGGACAUUGAACUGCAGUCAGAGCUUAGUCUCAAAGCGGCCCUGGAGGCCAACCUCCAUGACAUCGACAGGCGUUACAACAUGGAGGUGGAGAAGUACAACGCGAUCAUCCUGAGGCUGCAAGAGGAGCUCACUCGGCUCCGCACUGACAUCCAGCACAACACACAAGAGUACGAGCACCUGCUCAACAUCAAGGUGAAACUGGAGGCCGAGAUCGCUGAGUACAGGAGGCUGCUGGACGGCGGUGCAGACUUUAAACUUGAGGAUGCAGUUGAUAAUAAGAAGGUUCACACCGAAGUGGUGACAGUCACUCGGACUCUGGUGGAUGGCAAAGUGGUGGCAGAGAGCAAGGACGUCAAAUCCAGUGACAUGUAACUGGUUGAUUAAAAACUGAAUUAAAACCUAUGUAACAAAAA
Molecule: messenger RNA, 1635 nt
Organism: Thunnus maccoyii (southern bluefin tuna)
Lineage: Eukaryota; Metazoa; Chordata; Actinopteri; Scombriformes; Scombridae
Product: keratin, type I cytoskeletal 18-like
Exons: 7
Coding region: 299-1594 (431 amino acids)
Biological process (GO): intermediate filament cytoskeleton organization
Cellular component (GO): keratin filament
Molecular function (GO): structural molecule activity
Source: RefSeq, a predicted model, not a curated record